Cooperia oncophora is the source of this 213-nucleotide messenger RNA. Lineage: Eukaryota; Metazoa; Nematoda; Chromadorea; Rhabditida; Trichostrongylidae. The record is from the annotation of a GenBank genome assembly.
AUGGCUCCUUUGCAUCUCCAAACUUCCCACAACACUAUCCCUCAUCAAAGAACUGCGUUUGGGAGAUCGAAGGCAGAUGCAGGAUAUCAAAUUUUCCUGAAUUUCACUACGUUUAACAUUGAGGGAAUGAAAACCGAAUGCGCCUACGAUUAUGUGAAAAUCGGUGAAAGCGAGAAGCUUUGUGGAGAAUACUGUAAGAUUGAGAUUUCUUGA